AUGGACUCGUCCAAGAUUUACGACCAGGUCCGCGAGCACUACAGCUCGGCCUCCCGCGGCACUAGCGUCAAGUACGGCGAGACGGUAGCCAAGUCCUUUGGCUACAGCGCCGAGGAGCUCGCCAGCAUCCCCAAGGAUGCCAACCUCGGCCUGAGCUGCGGCAACCCGCUAGCCCUCGCCAGUCUGAAGGAGGGCGAAACAGUGCUCGAUUUUGGCAGCGGCGCCGGCUUCGACAUAUUCCUCGCAGCCCCUAAAGUCGGCCCGUCCGGCCGAGCUAUCGGCAUCGACAUGAACGACGACAUGCUAGCCCGGGCCAACCACAUCCUCAACACCCAGCACCCCAACCUACCAGCAAACAUAACCUUCCUCAAAGCCAACAUCACCGCCGUCCCGCUGCCCCCGGACACGGCAGACUGCAUCAUCUCGAACUGCGUCAUCAACCUGGUCCCGCCCGCCGACAAGCCGGCCGUGUUCCGCGAGAUGCACCGCCUGCUCCGGCCCGGCGGCCGCGUCGCCGUGUCCGACAUCCUGGCCAGGCGGCCGCUGCCGGACGCGCUGCGGGCCGACAUGGCGCUGUAUGUCGGGUGCGUGGCCGGGGCGAGCCAGGUGGUUGAGUACGAGCGGUGGUUGGAGGAGGCUGGGUUUCGAGACGUCAUGAUUGUAGACACGGGGGCCGAUUUGAACGUGUAUUGGGAGACGAGAGAGGAUGGGGAGAAAAAGGGGAAAUGCUGCGCCCCGACUGGUGCGGCGGCUGCUGCUGCCUCCCCGGCUGGGAAAUGCUGUGGUGCGCCGGCGAAUGUGGGCAAUGGGGAAACUGAUUUGAAGGUUGACUUGAAUGAGUUUGUUGGCUCGUAUAGUAUCUUUGCCGUUAAGACAUGA
Molecule: messenger RNA, 879 nt
Organism: Thermothielavioides terrestris NRRL 8126
Lineage: Eukaryota; Fungi; Ascomycota; Sordariomycetes; Sordariales; Chaetomiaceae
Exons: 5
Coding region: 1-879 (292 amino acids)
Molecular function (GO): methyltransferase activity
Source: RefSeq, a predicted model, not a curated record